Molecule: messenger RNA, 603 nt
Organism: Prorocentrum cordatum
Lineage: Eukaryota; Dinophyceae; Prorocentrales; Prorocentraceae
Source: the annotation of a GenBank genome assembly
CUGGGUCCUGACGCAGAUGCGUUGUUCGACGUCCGUCAGGGACUUGCCCGAGGCGCUGGAGCAGCGCGGGAUCUUUGACCGCGCCCCGCUGCAGUGGCCAGCGUUGCGUGGCGACGAGAUAGGGCACUUGCUCGCCGCCUGCUCCGACAUGACCUUGCACGAGAGCACAUGCGCGUCGAGCCAGACGCGCAGGUGGCGCCCCCGGUGCAUCCCGCUUCUUUUGCAGACGCUCUCGACACCCUCCAAUUUGAAGACGCGGAGGCUGAGCUUCGAGUGUCCAUGGGGCGGUUUGCAGUCUCCUGAUCUGCGGGCGCAGGCUCGAGCUCGCAAGCGCAUGCGCUUGCUGGCUGAUCACGGCAGACUUUGGGCGCCGUUCGACCGCUGCGUCAGACUUGCGGAGCUUCGCGCGGGCGGAAACUUACUCGCUUCUUCCCCGUCAAUCUCCCAGAAGAUAUCCGAGCGCUGGGGCCAGGUCUUCGAAGAGAAAUGCAUUGCCAAUGCCUGCCUCUCCCGCCUCGCGAACAACGCCCUCGCCGACGUCCUCUACGAUGCGCUCCGGCGGCAACAUGGCGGGGAUCAGAUGCCCCUCGGCUACAGCGACAC